Ceutorhynchus assimilis (cabbage seed weevil) is the source of this 531-nucleotide messenger RNA. NCBI's taxonomy places the organism in Eukaryota, Metazoa, Arthropoda, Insecta, Coleoptera, Curculionidae. The record is from the annotation of a GenBank genome assembly.
AUGUCUUCGAAAAAGUCUAGUCCGGAACCAGGGGCGGCCGAAGACCCCGAAGAAUACGGUGUCGAAAAAAUCAUCGAUUUUCGCAUGGAAAACGGCGUCAAAGAGUAUUUGUUAAAGUGGAUAGGUUAUGAUGACAAAGAUAAUACAUGGGAACCUGAAGGUAAUCUCGAUUGUCCAAGCCUUAUAAAAGCCUUCGAAGCCGAUCGCGAAGCAAAAGAGGCUGAAAAAAGCAAAAAAAGAAAAAGUACAGGGACCCUAACCUCCGAAUUGAAGUCGGGCAAAAAACCAUUCAAACCUGACGAAAAAAAAUUACUUGGUUUUGACAGGGGCCUUGAGCCCGAAAAGAUACUUGCAGCAACAGACAGCUCAGGCCCUCUAAUGCUUUUAAUGAAAUGGGUUGGAACGGACGAGGCCGAUCUGGUGCCAGCCAAACAAGCUAACGUUAAAUGCCCACAAGUAGUCAUAAAAUUCUAUGAGGAACAUCUAUCUUGGAACUCGCCCAGUGUUGAAACAGAGAAACAUAACCUGUAA